Molecule: messenger RNA, 390 nt
Organism: Clunio marinus
Lineage: Eukaryota; Metazoa; Arthropoda; Insecta; Diptera; Chironomidae
Source: the annotation of a GenBank genome assembly
AUGAUAUUCAAUAUAAGUGAUACUUAUUCUUAUAUAAAUAUAAACAAAAUAAAUCUUACUGCCUUCCAACAGCAUUGCAGAAUGGCAUCAGAGAGCUCUAUAAAAGAGUUAGUUAAAGAAUCGUCUCUGGCGCCCUCUAGUGUCACUCUAUUGAACUAUGGUAUCUUAAAGAAAGUUACAGAAAGUUUUAAGGAACAACUUUCCCAAAGACACCUUAUACCUGAGUCUUAUGGUUUAGCUUUAUAUGGAGAAUCUGCCGUUCACAUGAAUAUAAGGAAUUGGCUUCAUUGGCUUAGUGCAAUGAAGUCAGAAAAUUUUUUUGAAAUUCACUUGGAAACAAUAAUAGGUAAUUCAAAUAGUUAUAAAACAUUGAGAAUAAAAUUAACGUAG